AUGUUCGUGCGUCAGUCUUGCGGUCGGGACAGCGUUGAUCGUGGGCUUACGCACGAAAAGGCAGAGGACGAGAAAAACGAAGAGAGAGAACGUGAAUUCUUGGAUUACUCAAGGACGCGAACGUAUAUUGCGCCGCUCUUGCGCAGACUGCGCACAUCCCCCACCGAACUGAGCGGACGGGAACAAGAGGCGAAACCGCCAUGUCUGCGGCUCGACGAG
Molecule: messenger RNA, 219 nt
Organism: Amoebophrya sp. A25
Lineage: Eukaryota; Dinophyceae; Syndiniales; Amoebophryaceae
Source: the annotation of a GenBank genome assembly